Molecule: messenger RNA, 2470 nt
Organism: Tachysurus vachellii
Lineage: Eukaryota; Metazoa; Chordata; Actinopteri; Siluriformes; Bagridae
Gene: acot20
Product: acyl-CoA thioesterase 20
Exons: 3
Coding region: 28-1314 (428 amino acids)
Biological process (GO): fatty acid metabolic process; acyl-CoA metabolic process
Molecular function (GO): fatty acyl-CoA hydrolase activity
Source: RefSeq, a predicted model, not a curated record
CAACCCGUGUAGAACUACCACGUAGAAAUGGCCCUGUACGCGAGAGUCAGUAAACUUUUCGUGCUCAAUGUUCGAAGCAUGUUCAGCGCACCGCCCGGGUCACGGCUCCGCAUAUUGCCGAGCAGCAGCUGCUUCUUUGAUGAAGCAGUUCAGAUUAAAGUGAGCGGUUUGUCUCCUGGGAAACAGGUAGAUCUUCAGGCCACACACCAGGACGACAAAGGGGUUGUGUUCAAGGCAACUGCGACCUACACUGCAGAUGAACGUGGGGAAGUGGAUCUGAACCAUCACGCGUCCUCAGGCGGCUCCUACACCGGUGUGGAGCCCAUGGGCUUGUUCUGGUCCUUGCUUCCAGAAGCUCCACACAAGAAGCUGCUGAAGAGGGACGCGUCCAGUCCUGUGCUUAUACACAUCAAGGCUCUCAGUGAUGGCAAGGUCCUCACGGAGGAGACCAACACAAGGAGCUUCAUGCUGGAUGGGAUGCAGAGAGUCCCAGUGAAACACGGCAGAUUGCGUGGAACUCUCUUCAUACCACCUGGUGAAGGUCCGUUCCCAGGGAUUAUAGACCUGUAUACGUUAGGAGGCACCGUGUGUGAGCCGAGAGCAGCUCUCCUGGCAAACAAAGGAUUCGUGGUGUUUGCUCUGGCUUUCUACGGCUACCAGGACAUGCCCAAAACCGUGGAUAAAAUCGAUCUGGAGUACUUUGAGGAAGGUGUAAGGUUUCUGCAGACGCAGCCUAAGGUGAAAAAAUCUGGAAUAGGAAUCAUCUCAAUCUCAAAGAGUGGAGAUCUGGCUUUGUCGAUGGCCUCGUUCCUUCCCAACAUAUCAGCCACUGUCUGCAUCAACACCUGCAGUGCUAAUGUCCUCUUCCCGCUCCUUUAUAAAGACAUGAUCAUCCCAGCUUUCUCUGGCAACCAUAAGAGCGCAAAAGUGACAAGCUCCGGCAUCUUGGAUAUACGAGACAUCCUGAAUGACCCGAUGAAGGAGGAAAAGACCCGCGCUACUGUCAUCCCUAUCGAGCGUGCCAGCUGCAGCUUCCUGUUCAUCGUGUCAGGAGACGACAGGAACUGGAACAGCGGCUUUUUCGCCGAGCAGGUAUGCAAAAGGCUCAAAGCGCAUGGAAAAGCAAACUACGACCUGGUGACUUAUCCUACAGCGGGACACUUUAUGGAGGUGCCCUACAUGCCGCAUCACCCGUCCGGGCUCCAUGCCGCCGUGGGCCAAGUGGUCGCAUUUGGAGGAGAACCGAAAGCUCACGCAGCUGCACAGGUCGAUGCAUGGAAGAGAAUUCAAAACUUUCUCAAAUCCCACUUGUGAAAGUGCUUCCUAAAAUCUUUAAAGUUCAAUAUACAGUAUCUCGGGAAUAAACCCCUCCACGUCAUGCAGUUAUAGGAAAAUGAAUCAGCGAUGGUGUGAUUGUACCAUCCUGGAGUUGAUCCUCGUCCUAGAACAGCAUGUCCUGGAGAGUUUUAUUCCUCUUAAGUGAAAAUAAAUGAAUUGAGAGGAAAACACCUUUUCAUCAUUGUGCAUUAACACGUAAUGAACACUGUCAAAGUAAUUUUUGUGCGUAUUAAUUGUAGUUUUGCUCAGUGUUGAGUUUUGAUAUAGAAAUAAAACUAAUUUUUGAAAUUAUAAAGAUAAUUGGUAUUAAGUGUGUAAGUGUCUAAUCUGCAGCAUCUAGAUGAGAUUCAACACAGUGGCGACUAUUUAUUUACUUACUUACGUUUUAACUAUUUAUAGUAUAUUAAUAAAAAGUUAGCAUGUUUGUGUCACACCUUUGAGGUUGAGAUUUCUGUCUCCACUCUGUGUGGACGGAGUCUGCAUGCUCUCCCUGUGCUUCUGGGGGUUCUCCUGGGUCUCCGGUUCCUUCCCCAUCCAAAGACUCCUGUUCUAGACUGAUUGGCAUCUUUAAAUUGUCUGUAGUGUGCAAACAAGUGUGUGACUGGCACCCCGUCCAACCCGGGUGUCCUCUACUUCGUUUCCCAAGUCCCUGGGUUAGUCUCCAGGUUCCCUGUGGCCCUGUGUUAUGAUAAACAUUACAGAAAAUGGAUGGAAGAAAGAGAAAUGAUGGCAUAUGAUACAAGCUACAAGCUUUUGAGUUGCUUCUGUAAAGUACUUCUGGUGAUUAUUCCCCCGCAGCACAAUACCUUCACCUGACCUUCUGACACACAGCAUGUAGCUGAUCAGUUCAGCCUCUUUAUUUAUGACUAACCGCCAUGUUAGUUUCUUAAACAUGUUUUGUGCAUUUUGUGCAUUGAAUGUGUUUAGAAAGUGCUUUGUGUUUACAUGUAGGAUUCGAUCCCUUAAAUUACAGAUAGUAUUAUGUGUACUUUACGCCCUCUUGUGGAAGAAUCAGGAACAUCUAUGUACAUCCUCAAGGUGAAAGGUGAAACCGGUUAAGAAGUAAAGGACAGGAAAAUAAGAUCUGGAUUAUGAACAGAGAAACAAAUAAAACUGAAUCUCAUCUGGAGAA